Messenger RNA from Herpailurus yagouaroundi (jaguarundi), 1830 nucleotides. It is a transcript of the gene CCDC174, whose product is annotated as coiled-coil domain containing 174. The record is from RefSeq and is a predicted model, not a curated record. The transcript has 11 exons. Gene Ontology annotation, cellular component: nucleus. Lineage: Eukaryota; Metazoa; Chordata; Mammalia; Carnivora; Felidae. The coding region runs from base 11 to 1480 and encodes 489 amino acids.
GUUGCGCCGGAUGCAGGCGUUAGAGGCCUGCGGGAGGGCGUCGGUGCUUCUUCGCUUUGCGCUGGGAGCCUCUGGUGCCAGAAUGGACCGGAGGAAAAAGCCUUUGGACGUUACUGCCUCUUCGUUGGUAGACCUUAAGGCUGAACUCUUCCGAAAACAAGAAGAAUUCAAACAAGAAAAACUUCUAAAAGAUUCUGGAGUUUUGGGAAAACCAAAAACAACUAAUAAGAAACCAAGUAUCUGGAGCAAACAGAAUGUAGGAGUUACAAAUAGAGCUGAGAAGGAUGCAGAACAGAAGAUUGAGGAACAGAAGACUUUAGACAAAGCAAGGGAGAAAUUAGAAGAAAAAGCCAAAUUAUAUGAAAAAAUGACUAAAGGAGACUUUAUAGAUGAAGAAGCGGAGGAUAUGUACCUUGUGGAUUUCACACAGAAGAUCAUAGACAAACACAAAGAGAUGGAGGUGUUUGGUGCCAACAGAGAUUGUAGGAAGGCAGGAGAAAGAGACGAUGAUGAAGAAGAUCUUUCUGAAAAAGAUAUACCUCCUCCCCAGGACCCCGGUGAAGAAUGGGUGGAUUAUGUGGAUUCUUUAGGGCGAUCUCGCCGCUGUAUGAAAAAGGAUUUGCCAGAUCUGCUGGAGAUGGAUAAAAAUCUUCAGGGGAGGCUUUUCGUUAGUCCUGCUAAUGAGAAAACCUUAUUAUCUGAAGAUAUGAGAAAAGAACUUCAGCGCCAGCAAUGGGAGGAAGAAGAAAGAGAGGCCUUGAAAAGGCCGAUGGGGCCCAUACAUUAUGAAGACAUUCGUGAAAAUGAGGCCCGGCAACUUGGUGUUGGAUAUUUUGCCUUUGCCCGAGAUAAAGAGUUGAGAAACAAGCAGAUGAAAACGUUAGAGAUGCUACGUGAACAGACAACAGAUCAGAGAACAAAACGAGAGAACAUAAAGGAAAAGCGAAAGGCUAUGUUAGAAGCAAGGCUUGCUAAACUCCGACAAAAAAAGAUGAAAAAGUCAAAAGAAGAUGGAGCAGAGGAAGAAAACAAAGAUGUUAUUGGGCCUUUGCCACCAGAACCAGAGGCUGUGCCAACCCCACGUACUGCUGCCCAGAGUAGCAAAGUGGAAGUCAUCGUUCAGGAGAGGAAGGAUACCCGCCCGGGAGUGCCGCAUGUCCGAGAGUGGGACAGAGGAAAAGAGUUUUCCUUUGGGUUCUGGUCGAAGAGGCAGUCAGAUCUCCGGGCUGAGAGAGAUCCUGAGUUUGCCCCACCAUCGGAUUACUUUGUGGGUCAAAAGAGAACUGCUUCCCUCAGUAGCGAGACGUGGAGCAGACCUGCAGCUGCACCGAGCGACCCAGGACAGUGCUCUGGCCAGAGUCGUGACACUGGCUCUUCACAUCCACCAUCCACUCCUGCCCCCAGCAGCCCACCACGAGCCCCGACAGUCACUUUUGAAACUCUGGACGAUAUGAUAUCAUAUUACAAACAAGUGACAUGAACUUCCAAACCGUUCUGAUUUGGGUCUCUACUGUGGAUAGUGCCUUCUUCUCCUAAAUUGGGGAAGAUAAUUUAAUUUUAGGGACUGAAUUGUACCUGUUUCCUCCCAUCCUUUCCCUGGAAGACACAGACUUCAGGUUGGAUUUGUCUGUCAGCAAGGAAGAAAGUGAAUGGUACCAUGGGAAUUCUGUGGCCACUUGGCUGUUCAUUUUUUUCUAAUUGAUAUGGAGCCCUGUCCUUCUGGAUUUAUGUGUAAGCUGUCAUGUACGACCCCGAAGAGCUCGUAACCCUGUUUCAUAACCACUUCCUUGGCUUACCUAGAUUUAAGGGUUCCAUUCCUUUCCUUUUGCA